Messenger RNA from Medicago truncatula (barrel medic), 1550 nucleotides. RefSeq names its product proline-rich protein PRCC. NCBI's taxonomy places the organism in Eukaryota, Viridiplantae, Streptophyta, Magnoliopsida, Fabales, Fabaceae. The record is from RefSeq and is a predicted model, not a curated record. The transcript has 2 exons. Gene Ontology annotation, cellular component: nucleus. Bases 145 to 1278 code for a protein of 377 amino acids.
AAAUAAAAAAUAAAAAAUCUCAUAAAAGCGUAAAAAAGUUGAGAAUAAAAAAUAGGCAGCGCAAGCAAAGGCAUUAGGGUUGAUCGAUUCGGUUAGAAGAGAAGAAUUUGGUGUUCCAAAUUGGAACCUAUCGUUGUCGUAGCUAUGGAUUCUCUGCUAGCAAACUACGCCUCUUCAGAUGAAGAAGAUGAAUACCAACAACAACAACAACAACAACCAAUCCCAUCCAAAACGACGUCUUCUUCUUCUUCUUCCUCUCUCUUUUCUAUUCUCCCUCAACCUAAAUCAUCAUCUUCUUCCUCUUCCCUCUUCAAUUCCCUCCCCCCUCCCAAACAACAACCCUCUUCCGAUACUCCUAUCGACGCACCCUCCAAUUUCACCCAAAUUUCUUCCCUUCCUAAACCUAAAUCCCAAAUUCACCAACAACCACCCAAAAGGGUCGUUCAAUUCAAACCCCCAAUUAUUCCAUUACCAAAACCCACCCAACUCGAAGAUGAAGAUGACGAAGAGGAACGAAAUAGAAGAAGAAAGAUGGAAUCUUCUAUUCAAACUCCAUCUGUCAAAUCGUUUUUAUCCACCAUUCCAGCACCUAGAAAUUCUUCCACUCUUGGUGUUCAAUCAAGCUCUGGUUCUGGAAGAAGAUCCAUCCUUGAAACUAGUACACCGGCACCCGAGACAAGCUCCGGUGGUGGUUCUGCCUCCGCUGCCGUGGAGAGCAAUGUUCCUGUUGAGCAAAAUACUGGGGAUUAUGAGAAUUACCAAUAUGCCACUGAUCAGUAUGAUAGUUAUGGGAAUUACCAAUAUUCUGCGGAUCAGUAUGAUGGUUCCGGUGCUAGCACGGGUACAGCUUCUAAUAGUGAUGGAUAUGCAAGUUACGGUGGUGCUUAUGAGGAUUAUGGGCAGUAUGGGAAUAAUUGGGUUGAUAGGUCGGGAGCGGCAACCGUGGUGCAGCCAGAGCCUUCUGGGAUUAGUGAGAGUAUGUUGAAGUUUACUGGGAAGAGAGGUAGGAAGGACGUUCCUGUGGAAGUGAUCGAGGUGAAGCAAGAUGAGCUGAUUAAGAACAGACCAAGAGAAGAUCAAUCCAAGCUAACUGGGUUAGCUUUUGGACCUUCUUACCAGCCUGUUUCGGCAAAGGGAAAGCCUUCAAAGCUGCUUAAGAGGAAGCAUCAAAUUGGUUCAUUGUACUUUGAUAUGAAACAAAAUGAAAUGAAGCUUGCGGAACGACGUGCAAAGGGCAUGCUUACCAAGGCUGAAACUCAAGCGAAAUAUGGAUGGUGAUGUAGGGGAUGAUGGCAUGAUGCUGUAAUUUUAUGAACUUCCAUUGUAACAUGAUUUAUUAAGAUAGCUUUCAAAUGUAGCAGCAGCCCUUGUGUUUUACUGUUCUGUAUGUAUAAAUUUACAGAUUCUCUCUGUUUUUUUCUUUGAUGACUGAUCUGAUUCACUCUGUUUUUCAGUGCAAAGGGUGAGAUUAUAAUAUAUUAUUUACUGUGGAUUUUUGUACGUAGAGUUUAUUCCUUGUGAUGAAUAAAAUCACAUUUCUUUCUUUUGAA